GUCAAUUUUCUUGCUCAUGGCUCUGAAUAGGAAGAACGAAAGACGGAACACGCAGACGCUCACUCCACAGUUUCGGCCAUUCCUUAUCCGGGCCUCAACAUACAAAGUUUGUCUGCUAACCGGAGAUGCCGGCACAGAUGGAACUCAUCUCUAUCCACGCUACCCAGAUUUAUUGGGCAAAAGAUACGUAGGGCCAUACAUUCAUUUAUGUCCUGAUUUUGCGUUUGUCGUGGAGGACGAGGAAGGCGUUUGUGGCUACAUACUAGGAGCUCUUGACUCGCGAUUGUUUUAUGAGCAAUAUACAGAAUGGCUACUGAAGCUCCUGAGCGAGCACAAACUACUGGAGAAGAACAAGGAGGACUUCACUGCUGAAGACUUCCGUAAUAUUUUGCAUUGUGGCUUCAGUACUGUAUCGUUUGUGUGUGCAGAGUUUGGUCUAUGAUAUACACACGGAGGAGCUGUUUUUACCAGACGGACUUUACGAUCAGUAUCCGUCUCAUUUGCGUAUUGAUUUGAUACCGAGAGCUCAGGGCCUCGGUGUCGGAAAGCGGAUGGUGCAAGGCUUGCUGUCUGCACUAAAAACACACGGAUCUACCGGCGUCUUUCUCGAGAUGGCUUCAAAGAAUGAUGCCACACGACGGUUUUAUUAUAAGCUCGGCUUUCACGAGCCUCUAUUGAAAGAGGGAACGAUAGUGCCGGACGAUACUGCCAUUUUGGCUCGAAAAUUAUAGAAUUGGUUAAUGGGUUGUAAAUGGAGAAGGCACAGGGUUUUGGUUCUUCUGAUUGGAAGUGUUCUAAUGAGAGAAAUAUGAAUUUGACCUUUCGGUUGAGAUUGUUGAACUGUA
This is a messenger RNA of Corticium candelabrum, 845 nucleotides long. RefSeq names its product protein O-GlcNAcase-like. The transcript is spliced from 4 exons. The record is from RefSeq and is a predicted model, not a curated record. Lineage: Eukaryota; Metazoa; Porifera; Homoscleromorpha; Homosclerophorida; Plakinidae. The coding region runs from base 17 to 442 and encodes 141 amino acids.